AGAUGUUACGCUGCCGUUUACGGGAUGGUCGGAGGACGAAAAGUCUUCACAUGUGAAUUCUAUGAAAAAAUUGAUGCAAGAAGAUCACCAGUGUAUUCGCCAUAUGUCAACAUUUACAUCAAGAGGGCUUCUUGUGCAUUAUCAGACAACCAUUUAACAUCUGUCGAUAUGAUUGACGCAGACGACUCAUCUCUAAAGCGACGAACAAAACACGAACGAGAUGCAUACAGAUAUAAUCCUUUCACUGGUUAA
This is a messenger RNA of Strongylus vulgaris, 252 nucleotides long. The record is from the annotation of a GenBank genome assembly. NCBI's taxonomy places the organism in Eukaryota, Metazoa, Nematoda, Chromadorea, Rhabditida, Strongylidae.